Messenger RNA from Nannizzia gypsea CBS 118893, 555 nucleotides. RefSeq lists its product as hypothetical. The record is from RefSeq and is a predicted model, not a curated record. NCBI's taxonomy places the organism in Eukaryota, Fungi, Ascomycota, Eurotiomycetes, Onygenales, Arthrodermataceae. The transcript has 3 exons. Bases 1 to 555 code for a protein of 184 amino acids.
AUGCAUGGCUUUAGGAAAAUCACCCUGGUAUCCUUAUUCCACAACUUUACGGAUUCUCACUAUCGUCUGGUGAAUCAACUAUAUCACCGUGUAUAUCGCCAAAUACUCUCAUGGAUCAACAGAUUUAUAUGGUCUGAUCAUGCGAUUCUAUCUCAAUACGUCCCCCAUCCUAUUGCAAUCCCGCCAGACCUCGGAUAUAUUCUAAUAGAGUGUAUCGAGCUAAACCGAGGAAGGAUGCUCUCAGAUACUUGGGCCAACUAUUUAAACAAUAUAACUCUGAGGACUACAUUAUUUCAGGGCCUUGCUUGUAUAAUGCUGAGCCUUGCCCGUGUCCCUUUACCUAAAAUCGGAUCAUUUGUUAUAGAUAAAAACGGCUUUAUCUUACUUUCUAAUCGGCCAUUAACUCCCGAAAUUCAACAACUAGAGAAUGAUGAAAUCCCUAUAAAUAUAUACUGUGAUUAUACCUACUUAACUAUAGAUUCUUAUAUUACUGAUAUUAGUAAUAUAUUUGUUGAUGAGAAGUGGAAUAUUACUUCACUUGUGGGUCUUGAAUAG